AUGGCUGACAGAAAUUUGAGUGUGAUAAGUGAUUUUAUCCUCCUAGGACUGACUGACGACCCUGUGCUGAAUACUAUACUCUUUGUGCUGUUUCUCUUAAUCUAUGUCAUUACUGUUGUAGGCAAUUUGUGGAUUAUCAUAAUAAUUUUAGCUACUGCCCAGCUUCAUUCCCCCAAGUACUUUUUUCUUAGCCACUUGGCUUUCUUGGAUUUCUGCUAUUCAUCAGUCUUUCUUCCCAAAAUGUUGAUAAACUACUUGAUAGAUCAAAAAACCAUCUCCUACUAUGGCUGCCUCCUACAGUAUUCCUUCGUCAACAUGUUUCUGACUGCAGAAUGCUUCCUCUUGGCUGCAAUGGCCUACGAUCGGUAUCUUGCCAUCUGCAGUCCACUUCACUACAGGGUUCUCAUGACCCCCACGAUUUGCAUCUAUCUGGUGUCUGCCUCUUACUUGCUAGGCUGUGCCAACUCACUCACCCACCUGAGAAGCCUUCUCAGUCUGACAUUCUGUGGGCCCAAUGCCGUUGACCACUAUUUCUGUGAUAUUCCAUUGCUCUUCCAGCUCUCCUGCUCAGACCACCACAGUGAGGCUUUAUUCAUUGUUCUUUCUGGGGCUACCUCCAUAACGACGUUUUUGAUAGUAGUUGGCUCCUAUCUAGGGAUUCUUAUCACUGUCCUGAAAAUACAUUCUGCCAGGGGAAGUUAUAAGGCCUUAUCGACAUGUGCCUCCCACUUAACUGUAGUAACACUCUUUUAUGGAACUGUGAUAUCUACUUACAUGGGAACCAGCUCAAGCUUUCCGCAGGACACAGAAAAAAUCCUAUCUGUGUUUUACACACUUUUGCUGCCAGUACUGAAUCUUUUGAUAUAUAGCGUGAGAAACAAAGAGGCCAAAGAAGCCAUGAGAAGAAUGAUUAAGAGAAAAGUGUUUUCUCAGUGA
Peromyscus leucopus (white-footed mouse) is the source of this 936-nucleotide messenger RNA. Its product is annotated as olfactory receptor 1052-like. Gene Ontology annotation, biological process: G protein-coupled receptor signaling pathway; sensory perception of smell. NCBI's taxonomy places the organism in Eukaryota, Metazoa, Chordata, Mammalia, Rodentia, Cricetidae. Gene Ontology annotation, molecular function: olfactory receptor activity; G protein-coupled receptor activity; odorant binding. Gene Ontology annotation, cellular component: membrane. The record is from RefSeq and is a predicted model, not a curated record.